Aptenodytes forsteri (emperor penguin) is the source of this 10287-nucleotide messenger RNA. It is a transcript of the gene OTOG, whose product is annotated as otogelin. The record is from RefSeq and is a predicted model, not a curated record. Lineage: Eukaryota; Metazoa; Chordata; Aves; Sphenisciformes; Spheniscidae. The transcript is spliced from 54 exons. Gene Ontology annotation, biological process: L-arabinose metabolic process. Gene Ontology annotation, cellular component: extracellular matrix. Gene Ontology annotation, molecular function: protein binding; alpha-L-arabinofuranosidase activity.
AUGGUGGUUAAGCCCUCUGCAGAAUUUUAUGUCCAUGAAGACUUAGUUAAUGACGAGGCUUCUGAGAUCAGUUUUCAGUCAAAUGUGUCUGGAAUGGCAGUUUCUAAUGCUUCAUCUGCUACAAUAUCCUUAUCUUGGAACAGGAGACUUCACAGUAUGAAAUGUGGACCAUCUAAUUCAUUUACGUGUUUUAAUGGAGGUGAGUGUGUCUACAGAGAGCUGUGCAACUGCAGUCGGUUUAAUGCAACUGGACCAAGAUGCCAGACAGUGUAUAAUACAGGUGCUGAAAGAGAUCAUAUAUGCAGAACAUGGGGCCAAUAUAAUUUCGAAACUUUUGAUGGACUCUAUUAUUAUUUUUCUGGGAAAUCCACAUAUGCGCUUGUGAGACAUACUGAAUUAGAUGAACAGAGUUUUUCCAUACAGGUGAAUAAUGAUCCUGAAUGCCAUUCUUCUCCUUACUCCUGCAAAAGGUCCAUUAGUUUAUUCUUUUCUGGAGGUGAACAGAUCAAGAUGAGCAGUGAAGUCACCUAUAAAGGAUUUGGAGUACAGUUACCUUAUAGUAUUGGAAACUUACACAUCCAGAAGCUAGCUGGAUACUUCCUAGUCAGGCACCAGUAUGCCUUUACUCUGGCUUGGGAUGGUAAGUCUGCAGCGUAUAUCAAAAUGGCACCAGAGUAUCUGGGCAAAACACAUGGACUGUGUGGAAACAAUAAUGCUAUCCUGCAGGAUGAUCUUGAAACUAGUUAUGGAAAACUGACAGAUGAUGUAACAGAAUUCGUAGAGAGUUGGCAGGAAAAUCCUCCAGAAGGAACACCCAAUUGGGAUAAAUCUCUUCUCAAUGAACCACCCUGCCUGACACAAAGCCAUGAAUCUCUACAGAGGGCAUACACUCUGUGUAAUAUCCUGUUACAUACCCCGUUUGAACAAUGUCAUGAAUAUGUGAGUCCGGUUCCUUUUAUGGCAAGCUGCGCCAAUGAUCUUUGCAUGUCAGCAGUUGAUAAUGCAACUUGGUGUCGAGCACUAACUGAAUACGCCAGGGCAUGUGCCCAAGCAGGAAAGCCACUUCAUGGAUGGCGAAUGCACUUUCAGCAGUGUGUUAUUACCUGUGCUGAACCCUUGACCUACAAUGAAUGCAUCAGUUGUUGCCCUGUUUCAUGUCAUCAACAAUCACAGUGCAUUGACAGUGAGCUUCCCUGCAUUGAUGGAUGCUACUGUCCAGAUGGCUUAAUUUAUGAAAAUGAUUUGUGUGUCAAACCUGUGGACUGUCCUUGUGACUACCAUGGAAGUUUCUUUGAAAUGGGUUCAGUGGUUUAUGAGGAAUGUAAUAACUGCACUUGCACUGGAGGAAAGUGGAUUUGUACAAAUCUUACAUGUCCAGCUGAAUGCUCAGUUUCAGGAGACAUUCAUUUCAUGACAUUUGAUGGGCGCAAAUAUACUUUCCAAGCUACUUGCCAAUAUAUUCUAGCAAAAAGCCGUACGUCUGAAGCGUUUACCAUAUCCUUGCAAAAUGCUCCUUGUGGACAGAACCAGGAUGGAUCAUGUAUCCAAUCAAUCAGCUUUAUUCUUAAGCAGGACCCCAAGAGGCAAGUGACUCUGACUCAUUCAGGAGAUGUUUUGGUAUAUGACCAAUACAAAAUUAACCUGCCUUACGCAGAUGAGUUAUUUGAAAUACGGAAACUCUCCUCUGUAUUUCUGCAAGUAAAGACACACAUUGGAUUACAGAUGCUGUAUGACAGAGAAGGAAUGAGGCUUUACCUUCAAGCUGAUGGACGGUGGAGAGAUGAUACUGUGGGCCUUUGUGGAACCUUCAAUGGAAAUACGGAGGAUGAUUUUUUAUCUCCAGUUGGAGUAACUGAAAGCACUCCAGAGCUGUUUGGAAACACAUGGAAAACUUCAUCGGCGUGCAUUUUUGUGCAUGACAGUUCACAAAUGGAUCCGUGUGAUAUUCAUCUGCAGGCAGCCUCUUAUGCAGUGGAAGCUUGUAGCAUCCUUACGAAAGAACUUUUUGCUCCAUGCUACCCCUAUUUGAGUCCUGUUCCCUAUUUUGAGCAGUGCAGAAGAGACACUUGCAAAUGUGGACAGAUUUGUUUUUGCUCUGCUCUGGCCCAUUAUGCUCAUCAUUGCCAAAGAUUUGGAGUUGUAAUAGAUUUCAGAGGAGUUGUCCCAGACUGCGCUCUUUCAUGUGAAGAUACAAAGGAGUACAGUACUUGUGUAUCUACCUGUGGCAGAACCUGCCAAGCACUGUCUGUGCCAGAGACAUGCAGCAGUGAUUGUGUUGAAGGCUGUGCUUGUCCCUCUGGAAUGUAUUUGAAUUCCAAGACUGAACGAUGUGUACAGAGAAAUGAAUGUCCGUGUUAUUUUCAAGGAAUUGACUAUUCCCCUGGAGAAAAUGUUAUGACAUCUUUGGGCAAAUGCCAUUGCAGGGAUGGAGUAAUGAAUUGUGAUAACAACAUAAUAGCACACAGCUGCCCAGUUGGACAGAUUUAUAUUAACUGCAGUAAUCCACAAGUUGAUCCUGAACUUAGCAGAGAGAGAACUUGUGAGAAUCAGCUGCUAAACCUCACUUUCUCAGCACACCUUCCUUGUGUUUCAGGUUGUGUCUGCCCACUGGGCAUUUGCCAGCAUGGAUCAUUCCAAUGUACCUUCCAUCCUUGCCCAUCAAUGUGUACUGCGUAUGGGGAUCGGCAUUACAGAACGUUUGAUGGACUAACAUUUGACUUUGUUGGAACUUGUAAGGUUUACCUAGUUAAGGGUACUUCAACCAGUUUUUCUAUUAUUAUAGAGAAUAUUAAUUGCUUUAAUACUGGAAUCAUUUGCAGAAAAAACAUUUUCAUUAAUGUUGGAAAAUCUUUUUUAAUAUUUGAUGAUGAAACUGGAAAUCCAAGCUUAUCUAGUUACGUAGAUGAACUACAGAAAAUACAGUUAUGGAAAGCUGGUUUUUUCACUGUUGUUCAUUUUCCUGAUGAGCACACCACCAUUCUUUGGGAUCAGAGAACAACAGUUCAUGUACAGAUGGGUCAUCAGUGGCAGGGUGAAUUGACUGGAUUAUGUGGAAAUUUUGAUUUGAAGACAGUAAAUGAAUUGAGGACUCCAGAUAACUUUGAAUUAACAAACUCACAAGAGUUUGGAAACAGCUGGACAGCUGUAGAGUGUGUUGACAGCUCUGACAUUCGAAAUCCAUGCGGUUUGAAUCCCCUUAGAGAGCCAUUUGCCAAGAAGGAAUGUGGAAUACUGUUAAGUGAAGCAUUUGAAGCUUGCCAUCCAGUGAUUGACGUCACCUGGUUUUACUCAAACUGCUUGACAGAUACAUGUGGUUGUAACCAAGGAGGUGACUGUGAGUGUUUCUGUACAAGUGUAUCAGCAUAUGCACAUCAGUGCUGCCAGCAUGGAGUUGCUAUAGACUGGAGGUCCCCUAGAAUGUGUCCUUAUGAUUGUGAAUAUUUCAACAAAGCUCUGGGAAAGGGUCCAUACAAACUGGUCAGCUAUUUGGAUGGAGAAUUUGUAAUGGCAGGGAAAAUGGGGGGGGGGGUUGUUUUCCCAGUGAAAGAAGAUGAUGUUGUUCCUGGACAUGCAGUGGGCUUUAUGCUGACUUCAGGACUUUAUAAACCCAAAGCACAUGAUUCCAACUUGAUUUCAUUUGAAGCAGCUGAGAGACCAAACUAUUUUCUUCAGUUGGCCUCUAAUAAUACUCUUGUUCUUUCUAAAUGGGAAAAAAGCGAAGAGUUUCACAACAGAUCUACAUAUGUCAUUCACAAGAAUACAUGGCUUUCAGGAUACAGUUCCUUUGAGUCAUUUGCAAAACCAGGAUACUUCAUCCACGUUUCAGCCUCUUCAGUUGAGCUUUUGAAGUACCAUCAUUCAGAGGAGUUCAGACUGUCGACCCUUUUUAAACUUGUAGAUGUCAAAUUUAAAUUUCUGUCCCGUUCUGCAUGUGAAUGGCAUUAUGAUGCCUGUACAAGCCCUUGUUUCAAGACGUGCAGGGACCCUUUGGGAAAAAACUGUCAAGCAGUACCAAAGGUGGAAGGAUGCAUCCCUGCCUGUCCUCUCAAUAUGUUGCUGGAUGAAAUUACUCAAAGAUGCGUGUAUUUUGAAGACUGCAUUGAACCUGCAGAUGAUAGUCCACCUUUGAUACCCAGCAUUCGAACACCAGCAGUUUCACACGUAACAUCAACUACAAGUUUGGCAGUGAUCAGUGAAGCGGUAACUUCAUUUCUUGUACCUGAAGCAAAGGACAUGGAAACAACACUUGCUUCAAAAUUGCAACUCAGUGCAACUACAGGGGAAACUGAAUUUUCAGCUGUGACAUCUAAUACAACACUUCCAACCAAAACUUUAUCAUCAAAUAUUUCUUCACAGUCAACAGAAAUGACAUCUGGGAGAAGCACUACAGCGACAUCUAGGACAACAAAAUCUAAUGUAAGCUUGUCUUCUCCUGUUGACAUUUCUCCAUUUUUUCCAUCUACUGUCAGUUCAGAAACUUCCACAAAGAUAAAACUGAUCAGUAGUGGUUCCACUAAGCUAUUGAGGGCUACAGAACCUCAGACAGUAACUGCUACACACGCAGUGACUACAAGCACAGAAUCAGAAAGCAAACCAGUUUCUAUUUUUAUUUUUACUGGAACACCACUUAUACUUAGAACAACAGAAAUGCCAGUCAAAACUAAAAUAAUGGAAAUAUCAGAAAUAGCCACAAGAACACUUCCCACAAAAGAAGCACAAGUAAAACCAGAAGGACUUACAGCAUUUACACCCAGUUCAUUUGAAUCAAUAACAGAAAAAACUACUGUGUAUUUGCCCCAGUUUUCCACAUCACCACCUCUGGGCAUGCCUUCAUAUACACCACCAGUAAACCUAACAGGAACUUCAGAAGGGACAAAAAUAAGCAUAGGACAGUCUUUUACCACAGUAACUAAUGUUACAGUAACAUCACUUUCUCCUGUGAUCACUACUUUGUCUUCAGCAACAACAAAAGCAGCAAUUGUUUUAACUGAACAAAGCAUGAAGACUACAUUUUCACCAACAUCCACACCACCUAUUUCAUUAGGAAAGGCAAUUACAGAACCUCCUAUUGAAAUGGUUCAACACCUGACGGGUGCUGCAGAGGUACCUUUCACUACAACUCUAGGUCCAAAGACAACUCUGCAAACUCAAAAGAGGUCAUCAGAAACAACUUCGUUAUCAUUUACAACUCAUAAAAAGGAAACUCCCGAAACAACAUCUCAUGUGGAGCAUACAUCAAGUUCCUAUUUCCCUCCACGUUCACUACAUCCUAGUUCUACAACUGAAAAAUCCAUCACUUUUUCUACAAAAAGACCUUCAGUGUCUGUUCCUACUCCUGCUUCUCCAGCUUCAGGUGAAUUAAAAAAAACAUUCAAAACUGUUUCAACUACAGGUUAUCCCUUACACACAGUUCUAAACACAACAGAGUUCUUGACUACGUUAUACACUAAAUAUCCCAUUGUGGCUGAGACUACCAGAGUGACACCCUUGUCUGUUGAGGUAACAUCCAAAAUAACAUCCCCUUUUGAAUUAGGAGCUAAGCCAACUUUGUUUUCUGGAAAAACAUCUACCGAAUACAAGUCAACUCUGGUUUCAAGUGCAGCGAAGACCAGCACUUUAGCAUAUUCAGGUAGUGUUACCACAUCAGCAAUGAAAGCCUCUAUCUCAUCAAAAGAAACCACCACAGUUCCUUUUGUAGCUACAGAAAGAGAGUCAGCUCAAAGAACAUCUGUCACCGGAUCUCCACUUGCUCUCCUUAGUGCAACUGAAACCACAUUGUUGACAACACAGCCUGAUAAAUCACAAGUGGAAAGAAUUACUAGCAUCUCUACUAGAAAGCCAUCUGCUUUCCCUUCUUCACCAUCACAUUCUCUAAUCUCUUUAAACAUUUCUCUUCCUUCACUACCCUCAUAUGGAAAAGAAGCAUCACUGACAGCUCUCAGUCCUGUGCAUACAUCCCAUGUUACGCUUCCAGUAACAAAGUCUUCUUACGCUUUCUCCACCUCUCAGUAUCUAGCAGAUAAAUUGGUUUCUUCACCUUCUUUAACACAGAUGAUACCAGAAGUAACAACCACACCAAAAUAUCCAGUAGAAACUAAAAUAGUUUCUACAGCAUUGAAAUCUACAGUCCAAAGUAUAACAGAUACAGUAAAACUUACAGCACCUACAGCUCAGCCAUCUUUUCCUCUGUCUUCAGUAGGCUCCUUCUCUUGGCAGACAUCUUCCAGAGAUAAACUUUCAGUACAGACCACAAAGACCAUAGCUAUACCACAUUUUUCUACUCAGAAGGCUAUGGAACUUGGUCGUCAGACUUCUGAGCCUUUGUUGACGAGCCAAAGGAGUACCCCAAUUUACCAGUAUCCUGCAGCAACUCUAACAAAAUCCACUGGUCAGCCACAACGUGUCUUUAGCACAACUGAAGCUACAGUAGAAUUGACUUCUUCAUACCCUUUAAUCACCUCACUACCUGAAGGCAUUCAUUCAAGCAUAUUACCUACAUCAGUAGGUCCUACACAAGUUAUUUUACCAACUGAAAAAGAGUUGCAUUUAACUGAUUCAGUCACACAGCCGUAUGUAUCAGGAACUACUUCUGUUUUGCAGUCUACAGUCCAAACUAGAACAACAGCUGACUUGAUUUUUGGCACCAGAAUUCUCCCUUCCUCACCAGAAGUGCUUGCAGCUUCCUCUUCUUUAGCAACGAUGAAAAAAGAAGCGUUUCCUUCAUUUUCUAUACAAAAGACAAGUACUGGUCUAAAAUUCACAUGGCAGGCCUCAUUUACUGAAUCACUUGAUUCAAGUCAAACACUUGAAACAACUACAGCUUCACCAGAAUCCAAGUCAACAUCUUCAUCAGUUUUGUUACCAGAAAAAACAGAAGUUCCCAUCGUGAUGGUGAGUGGGCCAUCCACAUCAAUGGGCAAAAGUGGUACAGAGAAAACUGCGGUAUUGCCUAAGCAAGUCACACUUCCAACCACCGCCUACAGUUCCACAUUUCUAGCUAGUACGUUGUCAUCGGCUAUGGCCCGUUCAUCAGUUGCAGCUUCAGCCUCUUCAAUGAUAAGCAGUACUGGGCAAAACAUUAGUAUUGUAUCAGCAACUUCAGACAAGGCAGAAGCAGUAACAGAAUCCAUCACAAGCUCUGUGAAGCCCACCUAUUUUUCUGUUAUUUCAGAAGCAAAAGGAGCCAUGCCCCUUGAUACAGUAAAAUCUGAAGAGCCAGAAUUAACAACAGAAGUCCAAGCUGUCCAUACUCAAGGUGCUACCAUUACGCCAGAAACAUCUCAGACAUUUUACUCUCCAUAUUUCACAAACACAACUGCAGUUCCUUCUAAUAUAAGUGCAUCAGUACUGUCCACUGUACAUUCGUCCUCUGAACCGAAACCAUUUUCUUCUAUAGCUGCGUCAUCGGUCAGUACUACUCAAACUUCAAAACUUGAAGUAUCAUCUGAGGUGCAAACACAUUCUGUGAGUUCACUGCUAACGAUAUCUGACCAUCCAAAUGACACAAUGGCUCCAUCAGUUUUCUCAUUUGCCCAUUUAUCUACCAAACCACUUUAUGGCUUGACUACAACGUUUUCUGAUGGACUGGCAACGGCUGAAGCCGUGUCAGGAGUCACAGCAUCAGCUUUUAUGCUGCCUAGAGAAACAGCAACUCUUCAAACUUGUACGCCAAUCACAGAGAAUGAGUGCAUAAAACACAUUUGCUUGGAUGGACAACUGAUCCAAGUUAAUAAAUCGCAGAACUGCCCAUACAAUGCAACUCAACCCAGCUGCGGAGUUUUAGGAUUUGCUACUCAAAUGAAUGGUGACAAAUGCUGCCCAAAGUGGGAAUGUGCAUGUCGUUGCACAAUUUUCUCUGAUCUGAGCAUUGUAACCUAUGAUGGAAAUCAUUUGGCUUUAUUCAAAGAAGCGUCCUACGUUGUUAGUCAAACUCGAGAUGAAAUUAUAACCAUCCAUGUCCUUGACUGUAGAAUGAGUAACUCAAAUUCAACUUCUUUGUGCCUGGCAAUGUUGAAUUUAACCUAUGUAUCAAACCAAAUUAUUAUCAAUAUCAAUCGUUAAAGUAGAAAAAUAACAGUAAAUUCAAGAUUUGCUUGGCCUACUGUUAGAAAAUACGGUUACAAAGUCGAGGAUUCAGGCUUCAAGUAUGCAGUUGAGACCCCAACAAAAAUCAGAAUUCAGUGGUUUCACAACACAGGCGUGAUGAUUAUUGAGUUUAACAGUACCAGAGAAUCAAGAGCUUGGGGACUAUGUGGUUUUUGUGAUAGAAGCUUGGAAAAUGACCUGACGCUACCCAAUAGGACAGUUUUAAGCAAAAGUGAUGCUCCAUCGACUUUUAUAGACAGCUGGCAAGUGCCAGACACGUUAAAGUAUGUUGGAGAAGACAGACAUCAGGAAACUAAUUGCUCAGUCAUGGACUGCUCAGAGUGCUUAAGACUGGUGUUGAACCAGACCUUCAGCAGCUGUCAUCCUUAUGUUCCACCUGAGCUAUUCUGUAAUAUAUGGGUUCAAGACACUGAGUACAUUCAAAAUCCAUGUAUUUCGCUAGCUGCCUAUGUGGCAAUGUGCAACAAAUUUAAUAUUUGUAUAGAAUGGAGAAGCUCUGAUUACUGCCCCUUCCCCUGCUCUGAAAACUUCUCCUAUCAGGCUUGUAUAGCUGCCUGUGAGGUUGCAGACAGUUGUCAGAAUAAUGAGGUUGCUUCUCUGGACUCAGACUCCUGCUCAGUGUUGACAGAGGGCUGCGUCUGUGCUGGAGGGACCAUCCUUCACCGAACUUACACUGCUGUGUGUAUUCCUGAAGAAAAAUGUGCUUGUACAGACAGCUCAGGAGCACCUCAUGCAGUAGGUGAGAUCUGGAAAACUUCUUUGAGCGGAUGCUGUAUGCAAAAAUGUGUUGACAGUGAGACCAUUAUUUCAGUGGAGCACAACUGUUCAGAUAUCCACAAUUUAGACUGUCAGCGAUUUGCAGAAGUGGCCUUGCUUGUUCCUGGUGAUCAGACAUGUUGUCCUCAGAAGAUCUGUAUUUGUAAUCAGAGCCUCUGUGAACCCCUAAUCCCUGAGUGUAAUGGCUUGGAAAAGUUGGUCACUUACUACAGUGAAGAAUCCUGUUGUCCCAGCUAUGUUUGCGAAUGUGAUCCAGCAAAAUGUGAACCAAUGGAGCAGUUGCCAAGCUGUCAAGAUGAUCAAACAUUAAUUGCUGCUCGGGUGGAGAGUACCUGCUGCAUUUCCUAUAUAUGUGCAUGCGGGGCUUGCUCUGAUCAAAUACCCAAAUGUCAAGAAGGAGAAGUUCUUAUUGUGGAUGGCAACACUACAGAAAGGUGUUGCCCUACAUACCAGUGUAUUUGUGAAAUACAUCGUUGUCCUGAAUUCAAAUGUAUGCUAGGCAUGUCUUUGGUGGAGGUAUGGAGCCCAGAGAAGUGCUGCCCUUUUCGGACAUGUGAAUGUGCAUGCGAAACGAUUCCCAAACCUCAGUGCAAACUGGGGCAGAAACUUCAGAUAGAUGAACAGUUUCAGAACAGUACAGAAAAUAUCUGUAACUGUGUUAAGUAUAAAUGUGUGAGAGACAAAGUUUGCCUGAGUAAUGAGAGAGGUGUGCUGCUUCCUGGACAGACGAUCGUGGAACACAGUGCAGAUGGCAUUUGCCAUAUUUCUUAUUGUACAAAUGUGAUUGAUCCCUCCACUAAAUACUACCGAAUAAACACAUCUUCAAUAGACUGUGCUGUCAAGUGCAAAGCUAACCAAGUCUAUCAGCCUCCAAAAGAUUUAACAACUUGCUGUGGUAGCUGUAAGAACUUGUCUUGUCUCCACACUUUCCGCAAUGGCACAGUUUCCAAUUUUAAGCCUGGUACUGUUUGGAUUUCAAACUGCAUCAGGUACGAAUGCACUUACACAGCAAUAGGACCAGUUCUGGUUUCCUCUUCAGUGGGCUGCCCACCCUUUAAUGAAACUGAAUGUGUGAAGGUUGGAGGCUAUGUUGUACCAUUCUUAGAAGGAUGCUGCAAAACAUGUAAGGAAGAUGGAAAAUUCUGUAAAAAGGUGACUGUUAGGAUGACGAUCCGCAAGAAUGACUGCAGGAGUAACACACCAGUGAACAUUGUUUCGUGUGAUGGAAAGUGCCCGUCUGCAAGCAUUUACAACUAUAACAUCAACACAUACGCAAGAUUCUGCAAAUGCUGCAGGGAGCUCGGGCUGCAGAGACGAACUGUGCAAUUGUAUUGCACUAGUAAUUCAACCUGGGUCAGCUAUUCAAUCCAAGAGCCUACAGAUUGUUCUUGCCAUUGGUCUUAA